This is a messenger RNA of Spea bombifrons (plains spadefoot toad), 1613 nucleotides long. Its product is annotated as metalloreductase STEAP4-like. The transcript has 4 exons. NCBI's taxonomy places the organism in Eukaryota, Metazoa, Chordata, Amphibia, Anura, Pelobatidae. Gene Ontology annotation, molecular function: ferric-chelate reductase (NADPH) activity; cupric reductase (NADH) activity. Gene Ontology annotation, biological process: copper ion import. The record is from RefSeq and is a predicted model, not a curated record. The coding region runs from base 3 to 1406 and encodes 467 amino acids. Gene Ontology annotation, cellular component: endosome; plasma membrane.
AAAUGGAAAAUUCUUCAAACUGUAUCCCUCUUUCCACAAUGAAAGAAUCUGAAAAGGGUCAGACUGUUUGUAUUUUUGGGACUGGAGAUUUUGGACAAUCUCUUGGAUUUAAGAUGCUGCAGUGUGGCUAUAAUGUUGUCUUUGGCAGUCGAAAUCCACAGUCCUCCAGUCUUAUUCCUAAAGGAGCCAAAAUUCUCAGCCAUGAAGAAGCUGCCAAAGAAUCCUCCAUUAUUAUUAUAGCCAUUCACAGGGAGCACUACAACUUUCUGGUGGACUUAAGAGAACAACUGCAAGGAAAAGUGCUGGUCGAUGUCAGCAACAAUCUAAAGAAAAAUCAGUACCCAGAGUCCAAUGCUGAAUACCUUGCCGGUAUGGUGCCGGGAGCAAAAGUAGUAAAGGCAUUUAACACUGUAUCUGCCUGGGCUCUGCAAUCAGGCACAUUAGAUGCAAGUCGGCAGGUUUUCAUUUGUGGUGAUGACGUCAAGGCUAAAAAUAUGGUUAUGGACAUUGCUCGCUCUCUGGGACUAACACCGCUGGACCAAGGAUCUCUGUUAUCAGCAAAUGAAGGAGAAAAUUAUCCACUGCAACUAUUCCCAAUGUGGAGGCUUCCAAUGUACAUCUGUGCUGGAUUUACUAUAUUGAUUUUCUUUUAUGGUGUGCUAACUGAAGUAAUCUACCCUUAUGUUAAAAACAAAGAAAACACAUUGUAUCUGACUGUUAUUACCAUUCCAAACAGAGUGUUCCCAAUCGUUUCCCUCAUACUGCUUGCCUUAGUUUACCUUCCAGGAAUUAUUGCUGCCAUCAUUCAGCUAUACAGAGGUACUAAGUACAGGCGCUUCCCUGAUUGGCUUGACAAAUGGAUGCUCUGUCGCAAACAGCUUGGACUGGUAGCCCUGGCUUACGCAUUUCUACAUGUAAUUUACACACUGGUAAUACCAAUCCGAUAUUAUGUACGAUGGUGGUCUGAUCAGUACACAAUCAAUCAGGUAAAAUCAAAUAACACCUACCCAUUUUUGAGUCACUAUGCCUGGCUUUCUGAUUCUUACGUGGCACUGGGAAUUCUGGGAUUCUUCUUUUAUAUACUUUUGGGUAUAACAUCUCUGCCAUCGGUAAGCAAUGCUGUCAACUGGAGAGAGUUCCGCUUUGUGCAGUCAAAAUUGGGAUACUUGACACUGCUACUGUGUACAGCGCAUACGCUCGUCUAUGGCGGAGACCGAUUUAUCUAUGGAUACGCGUACAAGUGGUUCCUCCCUCCGGCUUUUGUUAUUUCUCUAAUUAUUCCAUGUGCAGUAUUAGUAAUGAAAUUCAUCCUCGUCGUUCCAUGCCUGGAUAGCAGAAUCACCAAAAUACGACAAGGGUGGGAAAGAAAUGUGAAGUGCUCAGCGGAGUUGGACAUAAAAAAAUGAUUUAACAUGCACCCACUAACCUAACUGAUUUCUGUAUGGAAAUAUGUAAUCUUCAUUUAGGAAUAUUCGCUAGCACUUACAAUGAUUACACCUGAAAAAUGUUGAGGUGAAACUAAGAUAAAUCGAGCCCUUUGGAAAUUCUUUCUCAUGUAGAAAAAUAAAAUGCGUUCUUCAUCUAUGUAAUGCAAGUAAUAAAAGAAAUAUAAA